AGUUUUGGCCUGCUACCAACUUCCUCAUACAUGACACAAACCAGCCAGUUACAAUCUUUUGGGGAAACAACAGAGGGUAGGUGCUAUUCACUGAAAGUUCUCUGUAGUUGCAUUCGGCAUUGACUGAGAAGGAUCACUUUAAGCACGUGACCAGGGGCCUUCAGGAUGAACCCUCAGCAGGUGAUCGUAACCCAGCCACAAGUUGUGGUUGUCCAGCGACAGCAAAGCCAGUGGCAGACGGACAUCUGUGACUGCUUCAGCGACUGUGGUGUAUGUCUUUGUGGAUUUUUUUUCUAUCCAUGUUUGGGAUGUCAAGUGGCUUCAGAUAUGGGUGAAUGCUGCCUUUGUGGUACAUCUUGGGCGAUGAGGUCAGUUUACAGGACAAGAUAUGGGAUCCAGGGAUCCCUCUGUGGUGAUUUCUGUACUGCCCUCUGGUGCCCUGUUUGUUCCCUUUGCCAAAUCAAGAGGGACAUCAAUAGAAGGCGACAAUUGGGAAUCUUCUAGGAAGAUUUUUCUCUCAGAAAUGUCUGUCCUGGAAAUUUGAUGAAUCAUUAUCAGGAGUUGAAAUCUUAACUCAUAUUAAUAUGCCAUUAGCUGAUCACAAUGAAUGUGUUGACUGAAGAUUUGCCUUGCUAAGCAUAAUCUUGAACGCAGUAUACAUCACAGCUGUAUAGCACAGCACUUUUUUCUCAGUUGCUUGCAUUUGUAUAGUCCCAAAGCAAGAUUGUCAUUUAUUUGUAGCGUGCCUUUCAUCUAGCCCAGCCUCAAGAGCGUAAUAUUCACACUAAGAAUAUAAUUGUGUAGACAAAUCAUUCUCAUCACCACCCAAAUAUCUUAUAUGCAGAGUGAAAUCUGAAGCAGUAAUGCAAUAGUCUUUGUCACUGUAUUGGGCUAUGGAUAUUAAUUUAGCCCAAUAAAGAGUUUUGAGGAUCUUCUAAGCAUAAAAUCUAUUCAGACUGGCUAGGUAAAUGAAGUUUUUUUUUUCUUUAACCGGUCUCUCCUAAAAUCUGAUCAUUUUGUAUGAGUAAUAGCUACAUGUUUGAAUUUUACUAUCCGCUUUUGCCUGUUAUUCAAAGAUUUAAAUAAACUGUGGGCUCAUAAUGCA
This is a messenger RNA of Pogona vitticeps (central bearded dragon), 1105 nucleotides long. Lineage: Eukaryota; Metazoa; Chordata; Lepidosauria; Squamata; Agamidae. The record is from RefSeq and is a predicted model, not a curated record.